Molecule: messenger RNA, 1583 nt
Organism: Triticum aestivum (bread wheat)
Lineage: Eukaryota; Viridiplantae; Streptophyta; Magnoliopsida; Poales; Poaceae
Product: protein RICE SALT SENSITIVE 3
Exons: 7
Coding region: 236-1330 (364 amino acids)
Source: RefSeq, a predicted model, not a curated record
CUCGAGAGGGGAGGGGGUAUAAAUUUCGGGCAAGUGUGGCGCUCUCAUUCGAUGGUGGCCUCGCCUCUCACGGCCAUACGGAGAGAUCACACACGGGAAAGAAAGAGAGUCCAGCAUCAAGCUAAGCCAGCGAGCUAGAGCUUAGCGCCAGUUCUCCAGUACUCUCGAUCGGCGUCUCCCUUUCCGCUCCCUGCCACUGAAUCUCAUCUCCGGCUGCUCGUGCCGGCGGCGGCAAAUGGAGGAGCAGCUGAGCCCGGUGGCCGUGACGCACCUGCUGCAGCACACGCUCCGGAGCCUCUGCACCAGCGACGCCUCGCAGUGGGUCUACGCCGUCUUCUGGCGCAUCCUCCCCCGCAACUACCCUCCCCCCAAAUGGGAUCUCCCAGGUGUGGCGUAUGACAGGACCAGAGGAAACAGGAGGAACUGGAUCCUGGCGUGGGAGGACGGGUUCUGCAACUUCGCGGCCACCACCUCUGCAGCCGCCUGCGGCCAAGAGGGGGCAGGAGCCGCCGCAGCUGCGUACGCGGACUGCGAGGCUGCCGCCGCCGCAGCAGCGCAGGAGGCUAAGCAGGGCCUGGGCCUGGGCCUGCAGCCUGAGCUCUUCUUCAAGAUGUCCCACGACAUCUACAACUACGGCGAAGGGUUGAUAGGGAAAGUGGCGGCGGACCACAGCCACAAGUGGAUCUUCAAGGAGCCCCCGGAGCAGGAGAUCAGCCUCAUCUCCUCCUGGAACAACCCCGCCGACUCCCAACCGAGGACAUGGGAGGCUCAGUUCCAGUCUGGAAUCCAGACCAUCGUGCUGAUCGCCGUCAGGGAGGGCGUCGUGCAGCUCGGCUCCAUGAAAAAGGUGGCGGAGGACCUGAGCUACGUGGUGACGCUGCGCCGCAAGUUCGGGUACCUGGAGAGCAUCCCGGGCGUGCUGCUGCCGCACCCGUCGUCGGCCGGCGUGUUCCCGAUGGCGGACGUGGCCGCCGCGGGCUGGCCGGGCAUGAUGCCGCCGCCGGACAUGUACGUCGACCCCUACGUGCCCGGGCCGGCGCCCAUGCACAUCAUGCCGUCCAUGAGCAGCCUCGAGGCGCUGCUCUCCAAGCUGCCGUCCGUGGUGCCGGCGCCCCCGCAGCCGCCGGGGUCCAUGCCGGGCGUGGCGCCUCCCUCGGACGCCGCGGCCAAGGAGGAGGCUGAGGAGGACUACGCCCACUGCCACGCCAUGGACAUGUCGUCCGUGCCGAGCAACGGCGGCGAGAGCACGAGCACGAGCGCCGCCGCCGCCACCGCCAUGUCGUCCUACUUCCUCGACGUGGGCGGCAAGCCCAGCGAGGCCGGGUUCUAGGCCAUCCAUGGUCGUCGUCGUCGUCGUUAUUCUAGUAGCUAGUGUAAAAUCAAUUAAUCGAUCAUAUUAUUCCCACGAUCAACCAUCCCACGCCAAACGACCAGGGACUAGUUAACCGCAAAUCAUUGGCACAGUGUCUGAUUAUAUCGUCGUACUAGUUCCGUCGGACUUGAUCUGGCCGUACGUACUACUACAAUGUAACAGCUACGAAGUAGCGGUGUGCAUGCAUGAUUGGAUUUGUCCAUCGCAUUUA